Messenger RNA from Manihot esculenta (cassava), 1272 nucleotides. Its product is annotated as UMP-CMP kinase 3. The coding region runs from base 178 to 1086 and encodes 302 amino acids. Lineage: Eukaryota; Viridiplantae; Streptophyta; Magnoliopsida; Malpighiales; Euphorbiaceae. The transcript has 8 exons. The record is from RefSeq and is a predicted model, not a curated record. Gene Ontology annotation, molecular function: UMP kinase activity; ATP binding. Gene Ontology annotation, biological process: 'de novo' pyrimidine nucleobase biosynthetic process; CDP biosynthetic process; UDP biosynthetic process. Gene Ontology annotation, cellular component: nucleus; cytoplasm.
GUUAAUUAUGUUGGAAACUUAAACGCUUUGUGUGCCGUUUGAUGCUUCAGAUUUUUCUUUCUCUAUAUAUAUAUAUGCAUACAUAUAUUCCUGCUUCACUACUGAUUACUGCAUACGCUAUUGACUUCGUCUAUUUUGAAACGGAGAUUGAUCGCAAUCGGAAUUUGAUUGGCUGCCAUGGGUGACAUAAAGAAGGAAACAACUGAAAUGGUGAUCGGAAAACAGGCCACUGAGACUGUGACUGUCGACAAGACAGCAAAUGAAAUUGUGUUGGAGAAUUUAACUACAGAAUCGGUGUCAGUGAAGGAGACAAUGGAUGAGAUUUUGUCUGAGAAGAAAACAGAGGAAAAUGUGGAAGAAGGAGAAACAAAAGACGCCGUCACUGUGCCUGAGGAGACUGCAAAAGACGCCGUCACUGUGCCUGAGGAGACUGCAAAGGAAACAAACAAAGAGAAAAAGCUCGUUGUUGUCUUUGUUUUGGGUGGCCCUGGAGGGGGAAAGAGUACCCAGUGUGCGAAGAUCGCUCAAGAAGUUGGAUACACCCAUCUCAGCAGCGGCGACCUCCUCCGCCAAACAAUUAAAAGCGACCUUGAAAAUGGUCCUAUGAUUGAAGCUAUGAUUAGGGAGGGGAAGAGUGUGCCUCCAGGCAUAACAAUGGAGAUUCUGCAGAAAGCAAUGGUGAAAAGUGGAAAUGACAAGUUUAUUCUGGAUGGUUUCCCUCGUGAUGAAGAGAUUAGGAAAGCUUUUGAAGCUGCAACCAAAACAGAGCCAGAGCUUGUUCUGUUCUUUGAUUGUUCUGAAGAAGAGAGGGAGAGGAGGAUCUUAAGCAGGGAACAAGGAAGAGUUGAUGACAAUGCUGAGUCUCUAAGGAAGAGGUUCAGAUAUUUCCAAGAGCAUACUCUUCCUGUGGUUGAGUAUUAUAGAGCAAGAGGUUUAGUUUUGCAGAUUGAUGCUGGGAGGUCUGAGAAGGAUGUGUUUGAGACUCUUAAAAGCAUUCUUGGUCCCUCAACAGCAAGGCUAGUUGAAGAAGAACAAGAACCCAACAUUGCAGAAAUUGAAAGGGAAAUUUCAGGAUUAAGAGUAUAGAAUAUUAUGUAUAUGGUUUCGAGUAAAAAUCAAGUGAUUUUAACUAUCACAUAGUAUGUUUUGAUUCGGCAGGAACUUUUCCUUGGCCGUUUAAGUUGUUAACUUCUAUGUUUUAGCAAAUGGGUGCUAGUUACUAUUACUUAAUUGGUUGCUAAUCACUGGAUUAGUUCCAUGAUUAAUGUUUUC